Molecule: messenger RNA, 4128 nt
Organism: Drosophila takahashii
Lineage: Eukaryota; Metazoa; Arthropoda; Insecta; Diptera; Drosophilidae
Source: RefSeq, a predicted model, not a curated record
CGGUUGUAUUUCGAUUGCAACGCCGUCGAGAACUACAUUUUGUUUUGCCAUUUCAAUAAAUCUAUUAUUUACCACUAAAUAGCGGUGCUACCGAGCCCGGAAACAGUGUCCGCGUUCUGGAGUUACGGCGAACAACGAAUCCCGCAACGAUACGUCCAUGAAAAUCGAAAGGCAACGGGAGCAGCAGCUGAAGAAGAGGCAGAGGCAGCAGCAGCAACAACAGCAACAACAAAAUACACAAAAUAAAAGAAGCAGCAGACGGAAAAGUGUUUAAAUGGUGGAGAACUGAAAAGGAGAGGCGUUACUGCACAUAGGGAUUUUCCGGAGGAACCGCGGAGCCAACGGAGGAGACCAGCCAAAGAUGCUCUAGAGGGCGGCGGUUCGGAACGAUUUUCUCCCUCCUCCGGAGGACGACCAGAGUUGCCAGAGGACCAGGAUGAUGACUACUCCUACUCCUGGUGAAGCAGGAAGCUAAAGAUAUAUAUAUAUAUAUCCCAAAUUUAUAUAUCAACCAGUAAUCGGAUUGUAUUGGGCAAUGCCCCUUGGGUAAACCCACCUGAGAGGAUCCAGCCGCUGGAGAAGACCUGCCUUGUUUAGCAUUUAAUCCGGAAUCCAGUCCUUUGUGCCUGCCUCCUUGUUAACACACACACACUCACUCUAUAUUGUUUACGUUUACGCUUGUUUGUUUGUUGAACUCCACAAAUCGUCCUUCCAUUAAUUGUUAGUCACGAAUCCCUCACGUUGAGCACUCAAAUCAAAAUGAUAGCAUCAUCCUCGUCGAUAUCGAAAUUGAAAUUGAAGUUUAAGUUGAAAUUGAAUUUGCAAUUGAAAUCGAAGCGUCCAGCCGUUAAAGCUACAAUCAAAUUACUCCCGUCCAAACCCACCUCGUCAUCAUCGCCAUCGCAGAUUGGAGCCAGGGCCGCCAGGAUUAGUUGGAUUUCUCGCCAGGAUCAGUCCUCGUCAGCCAUCCCAAUUGAGUGAAGCCCAGGAUACACGAAUCUAAGGGUACUGCAUGUAGUACAUCAACUGUAAUAUAAGAUACAUAAAUAGGAAGUAAUGCGAAUAAAAGAAAAUAAGUGAAACGCAGCGUUAAAAAUUUCUACAAAUCGGACAUCAAAAGAUUCAACCGUCUUAAAGGAGUCACAUCGUUUUGAAUACAUAUAUUGUCAAGCGUUGGCCAUUUCUCACUUCAGUUUAAUCGAAACCACUUUAACUUUUUGGAAUACCAAUAUCUUCCCUUGAUUUUCAUGUUGAAUUUUGUAUGCAAAUUACAUAUGCCUUGUCUAAUUGCCUUCCAAAUUCGCAAACGAGCGCAUCUUCCAUGUCCCAGAUAUUUGUAAAAUACGGGCGUUUGUGAUUUGAAACCGAGAGAAAAACACGUUCGUUAAUCGUAACUGGUAACUUUAGCGUAGGAACAUAGAUAAAUACUUAGCAGCGAUCGCUCGUCUCCUGGGAAGCCAAUUUAGAGUGGCAUGAGUGGCCAUCCAUCGGGACUCCGGAAACAUGAUGAUAAUGAGUGUAGUGGGCCACGACCACCAGUACCCGGAGAAGAGAGCCGUGUUAAAAAGAUGACCGAAGGGGUAGCAGAGACCUCGAAGAAUUCGCCGCCAUCCUACCUGAACUGGGCCCGGACGCUGAACCACCUGCUGGAGGACCGCGAUGGGGUCGAGUUGUUCAAGAAGUACGUCGAGGAGGAGGCGCCCGCCUAUAAUGACCACCUCAACUUCUAUUUCGCCUGCGAGGGCCUCAAGCAGCAGACGGAUCCGGAGAAGAUCAAGCAGAUAAUUGGAGCCAUCUACAGAUUCCUGCGCAAGAGUCAACUGUCCAUCUCCGAUGACCUGCGCGCCCAGAUCAAGGCCAUCAAGACGAAUCCCGAGCUGCCGCUCAGCCCGCACAUCUUCGAUCCCAUGCAGCGCCAUGUGGAGGUCACCAUCCGCGACAACAUCUACCCCACGUUUCUCUGCUCCGAGAUGUACAUCCUGUACAUCCAGCAGAUGUCCGCCCAGCAGGAGCGUUUCAGCAGCAGUGGGGCCACGGGAUCGGGAGGCAGUGCCGGCAGCAGUGGCAGCGGUGGCAGCAGUCUCGUGGGCGCCUGUGCCCUUCCCCCAACCUCCGCCACCACGAAGCAGCAGCAGCAGCAGCAGCUGCAUCAGCAGCACCUCCAGCAGCUGGUGCCGCCCGGUGCCUUCAUCAAUCUGCCGGUGAGCAGCGUGAGCGGGCCGCCAGCUGGCACAUGCAGUGCCAGCGGCAGUGUGUACGGUCCCUCCACCUCGGCCAGCUCCAGUGGCUCCAUCAGUGCCACCGACACACUGCCACGCAGCUCCACGCUGCCCACGCUGCACGAGGACUCGGUGCUGUCGCUCUGCGAUGACUUCGAGAAGGUGCAGAUGCAGGAGGCCGGCGGCGGAUCCCUGGGUUCCGGAUCCGUGGGCGCGAAUGCGCGGGCGCCCGACUACCCGAUCCGACUGACGCGGGACCUACUGAUAGCAACGCAGAAAAGAAGACUGGAAAUCCGACCUCCCGGUGCCCACGGUUAUGUGUACAAUCCCAGCACUACCAACACCUCCUAUGUGCCGAAUUCGCGGGUUGAUUCGGAAAGGGGCAGCGUUAGCUCCGGCGGACGCACCGACUCCGACACCAUGUCGAUCUCCAGCUGUUCCAUGGACGGUCGCCCGUACAUACAACGCAGACACAGCUCCACGGAAAGCAAGGCGAUUCGCCAGAGCGCGAUGGCGAACAAGGAGACCAACACGUUUCAGGUGAUACCUCGCACACAACGACUACAUUCGAACGAGCACCGACCGCUGAAGGAGGACGAACUGGUGGCCCUGCUGAUACCCAAGUUGGAGGAAGUGAAGCGGAAGCGAGACCUGGAAGAAAGAGCGCGCGAGCGAAAUCCCGGCGCUGCUCUGCUAACCAACGAAAGAUCCAGUGCCAGCGAUCGAGCCUUCGCCGAGGCGAUACGGGAGAAGUUCGCACUGGACGAGGACAACGACCAAGACAUUCUGGACCAGCACGUGUCGCGGGUGUGGAAGGACCAAACGCCGCACCGCUCGCCGGGAACGAUGUCGCCCUGCCCGCCCAUCCCGUCGCGCCGCCGCACAGCCACCCACGAUUCGGGAAUGGUCAGCGAUGGCGCCAUGAGUCUGAGCGGGCACUCGAUGAAGCACUCAAAGUCCAUGCCGGAUCACAGUUCCUGCUCGAGGAAGUUGACAAACAAAUGGCCUUCCAUGAACACAGACAGUGGCAUUAGCAUGUUCUCGGCCGACACUGUUACCAAGUACAAAGAUGCGAGCUCUCGAUCUGGCUCUAGCACGGCCUCGAAACUGGAGGAGGCGAAACGAAGACUGGAAGACGAGCCGCGGCGCUCUCGUCGAUAUGCCCAACCACUGGCCACCUUCAGCAGCAGCAGCAGUGGCGGCAGCAUCAGCCUGCCCCACCAGCAUCAGCACCACGUGCAGCUGCAGAGCACGGCGGCGCCACCGCCUCUGCCGGCCAAGCCGCCGGAGACGAUAGUGGUGUUCUCGUUUUGCGAGGAGCCAGUGCCGUACAGAAUAAAAAUACCCGGUACUCAGCCAACCCUGCGUCAGUUCAAGGACUAUCUGCCCAGAAGAGGUCACUUCAGAUUCUUCUUCAAGACGCAUUGCGAGGACCCGGACAGUCCAGUGAUUCAGGAAGAGAUUGUUAACGACUCCGACAUACUGCCCCUAUUCGGAGACAAAGCGAUGGGUCUUGUCAAGCCAUCCGAUUAAUAUUUAAGCAUUUAGCGUAGAUUUUGUAUUAAGGCAAAUCGUGAGUGUGACUUGGUGCACUCGAUGAUUGAUGAAGAUGAUGGCGAUGAUACUGAGAUGGAUACGAUAACGAACGCACCAAGUGUACGCAUCUUAGAGCUAGCAAACUGGAGAAGCUAUUUCCGACAAAUCAAAAGCUAUUAAUGAUAUCUGUACGGGCGACCGACCGGCUUUUGUAAGCAUCACAAACUACUCUCUGCGGGGGCAAUGUAUUUUUCUGUACAACAAAAAACUGAUUCCCUAACGAAAUUUUUGGAGCUACUUUAUGUUGAUCCACACCACCUUGUGGAGGCCGUACAUUUCGAGAGUCCGAAAAGCGUUUUAGGAUUAGGAGCCU